AUGCAUUUCAACCCCAAAGAAAGAUGGGCUUCUACAGAAGAAGGGCGCAAAAAGCUAGUUGAAUGCUUGAUGACAAACUCUUUCGAGAUGGAUGCUGGUAUUGGAAACCACAACCCUGAAGUUCUACCACGACGAUAUUUGCCACCAGGCACCUAUUCAGACCUUUACAGGCUGUAUCAGGCAGAAUGCUUUGCAAAAGACCAGCCUACUGCCUCGGCAUCAACUUUUUUCCGGACAUUGAGAAUUUCUGGCUGGCGAAAGAAGAUAAAAUUCAGAGGGCAAUCUACACAUGCCCAAUGCUGGGUUUGCCACAAGUUGAAGUCAGCGAUUCGCAAUUCUAGAGACAUCAACAUGCACGCUCAGUCUUGUGAUCAAUACAUGCGUCACCUAAGUGGUAUAUUUGCUGACAGGCAGGUAUAUGGUCAAACAAAAUGGCGUGCAAAAACUCAAAAAGAUAUUUUGUGUUGCAUCGUGGACUCCAUGGAUAAGAGUAAGUUCCGUCUACCACGAUUUGCAGCAGGAAGAACCCCGAAGACACUCGAGACAAAGAAACGCCCUGAGCUGGAAUUCACAACAUGCAUAAUGCAUGGACACUCUAUCAAUGUGUUUGUGACAGACUCAGAACAAUCAACUGGCUCAGACUGGAGCUUGGAGGUCCUUGCUCUGAGUGUGGCUGUCUACCUGAAUGAUGAACGCAAAGAGGUAUUAAUCGAGAUGGCAGAUUACCUCGAGGCUAACUAUACCAACUAUGCCCGUGGAAUUGAAUACCUUCGGAAGUUGGCUGGACAAAUUGCCAUGCGUCGGAUCCCUCCAAAAAGGAUUGAAUUCCUUUUGCUGAACAUGGCUGGAAUUCAAAGGGGUGCUGUGAUCCUGGGAAACCCUGAGAUUCACACCAUCCACACCAUGCGGGCUAUGGAUCAAAUCUUCGAGUGGUCCUCUGUCAAGAAACAUGUGGAGAUCCAGCAGCCUAUCGAAAACAUCCCGGCAACUUCUAUGAAGGGAUUCCACCUGGACCUUUGGAAGCUAUCGUUCUAUGAGAAUGCAAAGUAUGGUGAGACUGGCCGGUUUCCUGCCACCCAUUCCUUGAAAGCCCACUUUGGGUCUUUUCUUGAGAAUGGAUUCGAAAGCCACCGUGAAUGCUUAGAGGUCAAGUUUCGGUUGAGCAAGGAGGAAACUGAACAAUCGAUUUACAAGGUGAAUGACUUCAGCGUGGGGUAUGUGGAUGGCCAGAACAAGGCAAUAAUCAUGCUGAGCAUCAUGGCCCUCCUGAUUGACUUGGGGGUCAAAGAAGAUGAGAUGAUGGAGGAUAAAGCUUUGUCAAAAGCUGUUGCCUCUUUCCGGUAUGUGAAGUGCCUUGCAAACCGCACUGCUGAGAAGACCAAGCCAUCAGCCUUGGAUAUGCUGCUGGUGUUCAAGGAGUCGAUUCGGAUCAAACAGUCUAGCACAGCUACAAAGAAGGGGGCCCUCCGAGAUCUUUUGUUUGCAUCGGUUGCAGACUACAACAAGACAGUGAACAAUCACCGUGCUUGGCGUGUGGGUGACAGUACCCGAAAGCUCAUCUACAACUUGCUGCGUUCACCAAAGGGCUUGUUGGAUGCAUUGAAGGCAUGCUACAAUGAGUCCAAACCAGAGCAUGCAGGCAAGCUGCUGAGCAAUGUGAUGGAGCAGUGGAAGCUGGGGAAGGGCCUCGAUCCUGAAUUUGAGUUCAAGAAGCUGGGAUUUGUGCAGGAGGCAUGUGGAAAACAGCAAGAGGAACAUGUGGUCAAUGCCCAGUCAACUGUCAACAAUGCCAGAAAGAACAGUUUGGCUGCAGCAUUCAACUUGUUUGCCACCAACCUGACGAACGACCAAUGUUUGCAAGACAAGUUUCUGGCAAUGGCUGAGAUGACCAAUUCUCGAGCGCGCUCUGUCCUCAUCCACGGAGUUGAAGCUGAGGGUGAAGGCUCGAGCUUUGCAGCUAAAAAUGAACCGUGGCUCCAAAGCACACUUACAGCGUUUGGGCAGGGCAUCCGUCGCCAAGAAUGUGAACGUGUGAUUGCGUGGGUCAACUAUGCCUGCUGUGGUGUUGUCCCUGCAAAGAAGAUCCAAUUCACAGUGGAACAGGUCACCCAGGUCUUGCACUCUUUCCCCAAGAAUGCUGCUGCCAUCAUUCUGUUGCCAAACCGGGCUGGGGAUUUGAGAAGCUCUCCAAAGUUGCUUGAUGAUGCAGCUGAUGAUGAGCAUGGUCAGGUGAAGAAACAAGAAGAAGGACUAACAAUUACAGGAAGCGAAGCUGAGGGCGAGGGUGAUGAGGAUCCAGCUGCCCACACUUCGGCUGAUGCAAUCUUGCGGGACUUCAGAUACAGGCUUCAGUGUGCCUUCAUGGAGCCAAGCCGUGACCUGAAGGUUCGCCCGCUGUCCAUCUUCUUUGAACCUUCAACGGUUUAUGGCACUCGAGAAGGAUACCACUCGGCCCUCAUGAUCACUUCGCAGGACCGUCACAACCACUUUUUGAAGAGCCAAGUCUACAAGUCAGGAUACAAGUGGGCAUGUGCUACUGCUUGUCACAGUCCAAGCGAUGCUGCCUUCUGUACCUCUGUGGUGUCGCAGAAGGCAUACUCUUUGGCGAGAUCUGGAACACUGAAGCUCCCUGGAUUUCCCUGCUUCGAAACCAUGGUGGCUGACUUGAAGAAAAAUGCUCAUGAUGUUCCAGUCCCUACGUUUGAAGUUUGUGUGCCUGUUCCAAAUGGACUGGCUGUCAAACAAAAUCUUGUUGACUACUGGGGUGGCAUUGAAAGCUACCAGUUGGAGGUGGGCGAGCUGGUCAAAAAGCACAAUGCAAAGUACAACCCACAUGGGAUCAAGCGGGGUGCUGCAGAGAUCUCCAGGUCUGAAGCUGAUGGUGCGGCUGAUGAUUGCAAAAAGAUUCGCCUUCAAACUACAAUGAAGCUGGCUGAGCAUGAGCCAACCAUUCAAGACAAGCUUUGUCUUACUUGCGGAACUUGCCGGCUGAUUUAUGAUGUCAAAGAAGAUGCCCUGUGGAUUGCAGGGACAGAGAACAAGAAGCGUGAUGUCUUUGAAGUCCAGGCACCAUUGGAGCUCUUUGGCUUCGGGUCAGGGGACUAUGUGGAGGGGCCAGAGGCAGCAGAUGUUCAAUCUGAUGUCUCUGGUCGCUGGAUCAGCUUCAAGGUUGGGGAGUCGAGUGAAUUGUGUGUGCUCGAAGCUGACAAGCGGCUACCCCAGCAUAUUCGAUCGCUGGAUAUCUUUGGCAAGGUUCUCAGCUACAAGGAUGCCAUCAAGGAUCUUGAAAAUGCUGGCGAAAUCAAUGUGAAGAUCUCCAUGCAUACCAUCGAAAAAACAGAAGGCUCGAAUGACUUUUGCUUCAAGGCACAGAAGAAGGUGUGCUUCGUGCUGGACCAGCCCAAGGAAAGCAAAAAGAAGAAGGCCAACUCAUCUGCUACAACGUUUGGGUCGAAGAUUGUGCUGACCAAGCUUCGCACAUGCCAGAACUUGAAGAUUUGCUGGCGUUUGAGGCUUCAGCCGGACCAAGCUGGAACGGGCAAAGACCUCGUCCCAAUCCGUCCUGUGGCAAUGUUAACACAGGGCUUGGAGGGCAAGAUGGACGAAAUGUAUCAACUGUUUUGA
This is a messenger RNA of Cladocopium goreaui, 3624 nucleotides long. The record is from the annotation of a GenBank genome assembly. NCBI's taxonomy places the organism in Eukaryota, Dinophyceae, Suessiales, Symbiodiniaceae.